UACAAGGAGCACAGACCCUGAGACACAGCAGGAAUGCAAGCACCUCUCUGGCUCCAAAUGGCCCAAUCCCAAUGGCAUCCACCACCUCUUAUCUCCCUCUUUCUCUUUCUCUUUCUCUCUCUAAGUUUUCCCUCUUCCCUUGAAAACCCAUCUCCCCAAUUCUCGUGCAAACCCCCCCAUGACUGCUACCCCUUCUGCAAUUCCUCUCUCCCCACCAAAAUCCGAGCUCAAGACCUCCUCUCUCGCCUCUUUCUCUCUGAUAAGAUUCUGCAACUCUCUAAUGGCGCUGCCUCGAUACCCCAUCUCGGCAUUCCAGCCUACGAGUGGUGGUCUGAAUCUCUUCAUGGUCUGGCACCUAAUGGACCUGGAGUCACCUUUAAUGGCUCUGUAACCUCUGCAACUAUCUUCCCUCAAGUCAUUUUAUCCACUUCUUCUUUCAAUUCCUCUCUCUGGUUUUCGCUUGCCUCUUCAAUUGGGGAUGAGGCUAGAGCCAUGCAUAAUGUUGGUCAAGCUGGUUUAACCUUUUGGGCUCCAAAUAUCAAUAUUUUCAGAGACCCAAGAUGGGGUAGAGGCCAAGAAACCUGUGGAGAAGAUCCACUGGUUGCGAGUGUUUAUGCAGUUGAGUAUGUAAGGGGGUUUCAGGGAGAGCCUGAGUUUGAAGGUUUGGAUGAUGAGUUGAUGAGAGAUAAAAGGAUUCUUAUUCCGCGUGAUUCCAAAUUGAAGCUCUCUGCUUGUUGUAAGCAUUUUACUGCGUAUGAUCUCGAGAAUGCCGAGAAUGUUACAAGAUAUACAUUUAAUGCCAAGGUAUCGAAGCAAGAUUUGGAGGACACAUACCAACCACCAUUUAAAAGUUGUAUCCAAGACGGUCAUGCAAGCUGUUUGAUGUGUUCCUAUAAUCAGCUUAAUGGGAUACCUUCAUGUGCAAGAUAUGAUCUUCUUACACAGACAGCUAGAAAUGAAUGGGGAUUCGAAGGAUAUAUCACCUCAGAUUGUGAUGCUGUUGCAGUAAUUUAUGAAGACCAGAGAUAUGCCCCUUCACCAGAAGAUGCAGUCGCAGAUGUCCUGAAAGCAGGAAUGGAUAUCAACUGUGGAACUUAUCUACUUCGAUACACAGCAUUUGCAGUUGAGCAGGGAAAAGUCGUUGAAUCGGACAUUGACAGGGCUCUUCUGAAUUUGUUUUCUGUACAAAUACGCCUUGGCCUUUUCGAUGGUUUUCCAAAUAAACAGAGAUUUGCAGGGUUGGGGCCGAAUGAUGUUUGCAAUGCGAAACACAGGAAAUUGGCUCUAGAGGCCACAAGGCAAGGGAUUGUUCUCUUGAAGAACACAAAGAGCUUUCUACCACUAACAAAAUCUAAGGUUUCUUCAAUGGCCAUAAUUGGUCCUGCUGCACACAAUGCAAGUCUACUCAAUGGAGAUUAUUCAGGAACCCCAUGCAACCCAACAACCUUAUUUGAAGGUCUACGUACUUAUGUUAAAAACACGGCAUAUAGUCUUGGUUGCCUUGAUAUCGCAUGUGAAUCAAGCGAUGGGUUUGGAGAAGCCAUUGAUGUAGCAAAAACAGCCGAUAUUGUUGCUGUGGUUGCUGGUUUAGACCUGACUCAGGAGACAGAAGACCAUGAUCGAGUAAGUUUAAUUCUUCCAGGUAAGCAGAGAGGUCUCAUAACUUCCAUUGCUCAUGCUAGUAAAGGACCGGUGAUCCUCAUCUUAGUGGGAGGUGGGCCUAUUGAUGUUUCAUUCACCAAAGAAGACCCGAGAAUAGCUAGUAUCCUAUGGAUUGGCUACCCAGGUGAAACGGGUGGGGAAGCAGUUGCAGAAGUCUUAUUUGGAGAUGUCAACCCAGGUGGGAGGCUGCCUGUGACAUGGUACCCUGAAUCAUUCACCAGUGUGCCAAUGACUGACAUGAACAUGCGCCCCGACCCAUCUCGAGGAUACCCUGGUCGAACUUAUCGAUUCUACACUGGGGAGGUGGUUUACCCAUUUGGUCAUGGGCUGAGUUAUUCAGAAUUUUCUUAUGAGUUUCUCUCUCUUCCCAAGUUCCUUUCAGUCCCUAAGGUCGAAUUACUCAGUUCAACUCCGGACACCUUAAGAACAAAUCAGGUUGAUUACAUUUACAUUGAAGAGGUGGAAACUUGUGAAGCAUUGAGGUUUUAUGUGCGUGUAUCUGUGUUGAAUGAUGGUGGUAUGGAUGGAAGCCAUGUUGUUCUUUUGUAUAGUAAAUCACCAGCUAGGAUUAGUGGCGCUCCAAAAAAGCAGUUAAUUGGAUUCAAACGUGUGCACACAAAAUCUAAGCAGCCUACCGAAGCUGUGUUCUUUGUGAACCCAUGUGAGAACCUAAGCAAUGUGAAUGAGCACGGAGAAAGGGUUUUGGAAAUUGGAAACCAUGUCCUCAUGGUUGGGAAUGUAGAGCAUCUUAUGGUUGUAGGAAGUUGAAGCUCAUGUGUUUCUUUGUUGGCUGAACAAACAGCCCUGAUUUCCAGUAAUUGUGUAUUUAUGUGAAUUUCAUAAAAGAAAGUCAAUUCUGUUCUCCAAA
This is a messenger RNA of Amborella trichopoda, 2530 nucleotides long. RefSeq names its product Glycosyl hydrolase family protein. Gene Ontology annotation, molecular function: xylan 1,4-beta-xylosidase activity; alpha-L-arabinofuranosidase activity. Gene Ontology annotation, biological process: xylan catabolic process; arabinan catabolic process. Lineage: Eukaryota; Viridiplantae; Streptophyta; Magnoliopsida; Amborellales; Amborellaceae. The record is from RefSeq and is a predicted model, not a curated record.